Molecule: messenger RNA, 1539 nt
Organism: Cooperia oncophora
Lineage: Eukaryota; Metazoa; Nematoda; Chromadorea; Rhabditida; Trichostrongylidae
Source: the annotation of a GenBank genome assembly
AUGCAUCCACCUCGUCAUCGGCCAAAACUAUCGUACGAUAAAGGACGAUGCGUUCCUGUUGGUUGGAAACCAUUAGUAGUUGACCCUCGUGUGCGGAGUUACAUCUACGCUAGAGCUAAACGCACUUGCUUAGAAGCUAGAGAUCGAGAAGCUCAAAGAAGAGCAGCAGAAGAACGCCAGCGUGAGCGCCAGCAGAUGCGUGAACGAGUUGAUGAGGAUUUAGAGGCAUGUGAAGCUGAACUAGAACGAGUGAAGGCUCGCCGUGAUGAACUAGCAGCAGAAAAACACGAAUGCUUCACAAAACUCAUAGCUUGCCUUCAACGAGAGUCGAUGCAGAAGAAAGCGGAAGAUGAGCGCAAACGGAGGGAGUUACUCACGCUUCAAAUACAACAACCGUUUUUGGCCGCAACAAUUCAAGCUCAAGCGCAGGCCCAAGCACAAGCACAAGCAAACAGCCUGAUCUCAAACCAGCACCUGCUUACGCAACAAAAUCUUCUAUCGCAGCAUUUCUCUGCGCAGAAUCUCUUGAACCAGCAGGCAUUGCUUCAACACCAACAGCUACUGGCAGCGCAAAAGUUCCAAGAGCUUGCUCAAGCUCAGCGCACUCUUGUUCAACAGCAACAAAAUGCUGCCCAAGUUACUGCGCAGCAAGCAUUACCGGCGGGAAUAUCACCAGCUUACCUACAGCAAGCACUCGGUCAAGUACAGGGAUUGCUGCCCGGAGCUGCUGCAUCAGGUGCCUGGGGCACGCCACCUGUUGGAAACCAUUUGGUGUUCGGUCAAUUUGCUGUCGAACCACCAAAACCACAAGUACAGCCGAGCAGCUCUCAGGCGCAGCCAGGUCUUGUAAAACCGGAAGCGCCUAGUCCUCAGGUUUCGCCAGCACCUCAAACUCUCACACAGCAAUCAUUCGGCUUGCAAAACCUUCCUGCAUGUAAGUUAUUUUUUUCCUAUUUCCGAGAGUUACUCACGCUUCAAAUACAACAACCGUUUUUGGCCGCAACAAUUCAAGCUCAAGCGCAGGCCCAAGCACAAGCACAAGCAAACAGCCUGAUCUCAAACCAGCACCUGCUUACGCAACAAAAUCUUCUAUCGCAGCAUUUCUCUGCACAGAAUCUCUUGAACCAGCAGGCAUUGCUUCAACACCAACAGCUACUGGCAGCGCAAAAGUUCCAAGAGCUUGCUCAAGCUCAGCGCACUCUUGUUCAGCAGCAACAAAAUGCUGCCCAAGUUACUGCGCAGCAAGCAUUACCGGCGGGAAUAUCACCAGCUUACCUACAGCAAGCACUCGGUCAAGUACAGGGAUUGCUACCCGGAGCUGCUGCAUCAGUGCCUGGUUUCACUGCUGCUGCGCCGGUGACUAGGUGGGUUACGCUGUUCAUCGGUCUUUCUUGUACAUUCUUGCACAUUUUCUGCAGCCUCUUUGUUUCUUUCGGGCAUUAUUUGGUUCCCUUGUUUCCAGUUUUUUCACGAAGAAGAGACUUCACUGUUGUUAAGAUUUUCUUUUUUUUUCACAAAGACGGACAUCACUGUAGUUAA